UAUUAUCUGCCCAGUUCAAAGCCGAAGAAUAUUGUUAGGACCCCAAUUCCUAUUGGGCUUAUCGGGUUUUGUGCUUCAUAUGUGAAGAACAUACGGUUCUUACCAAGACGACGACGAAUCGGUACUUUCAGGUGAACCGGAAGACGACGACGAAUCGGUACUUUCAGGUGAACCGGCGUUAUCAAGUCCCCCGCCCCCAAGAUAGUAGUUCUUAGAGGAGGAGACUAGUGUUGAACCCUACUCGUCAGGUUGAUGUUGGACCAGUUGAGCUCUGUUUUGUUAAUAGGUUACAAGCAGAUAGUAGUUCGGAGAGGAGACUAGUGCUGACCCCAACACGGCAGUUGUGCUUGGCCUUGGGAGUAAAUGUCCUCUGAUCAGGAAGAGCCCAACUUCCUGUAAAACUUGGAAAAUCAUGUGGUUUGCUUCUGGCCCAUAGGAUGCCUAUUCUUCUGAGGAACCCCCAAUGCAAAAAGACAAUAGAAGCAUCCUCCUGAUUUCAAAAUAGCAAACAUAACAGUUGGCAGCAAACAUAACAUUUGCAUCUUAUCUCGAGCAGUCUGCGCUGGUCCUCAGGAGAUUUACAACUAAAUGUGUUCACCACCAAGUGCCAUGGAAAAAGGCGGGACAAGAAAGAGGCCACGACCUUCCAACCCAUCGUGCAACCAAUUAAGAUCUUUUGCUCACAGGAGGUUUAACUCUGGCACGGGUCCAUCCAGCCCCACAAAAGCUUUCCAUGGAGGGCCUGGCCAGGUACCUUUUCAGGCUGUAUCACCACAUGGGAAAGCUAAGAAGGCUCGUACGGAAGAAAAAGAUCAUGAGUUCCAAAAGAGCUCCCCUUUGCACCCACAGCCCAGUGAAACUGAGGAGACCUCUGAAUAUUUGAGGGAUUUCCAGGAAAUCAGUGACAAGCAUAAGUCCUUGGUUUCCCUGUUUACAUCUUGUAUGAGGUCCAUCUCUCCCGAGGAAGUAAACAAAGUCGAACCACUUGAGCUCUGUCAAAAAUCUGUCUCCAUGAACCUGAAUGCAGUCUACUAUCAGCAUGGUGCAAUGGAAUAUCUAGAAAGAGUACAUUAUGAGUUGAGUGGGCUUAGGAUUGAGAAAAAGAUGCUUCAAGAUAGCAAUUUGAAGUUGGAAAAUGAUCUUUUGACCGAGAAAUCUGAGGCGCGUGAGGCAAAGGCUCAAAUUGAAUUGGAAAUGAUAAAGGAGAGAAAAAGAGCUGAAGAGGAGAAGGUCCGAGCAGACACUCUUGUGGCUCAAAUUGAAUUGGAAAUGAUAAAGGAGAGAAAAAGAGCUGAAGAGGAGAAAGUCCGAGCAGACACUCUUGUGGCUCAAAUUGAAUUGGAAAUGAUAAAGGAGAGAAAAAGAGCUGAAGAGGAGAAGGUCCGAGCAGACACUCUUGUGGCUCAAAUUGAAUUGGAAAUGAUAAAGGAGAGAAAAAGAGCUGAAGAGGAGAAGGUCCGAGCAGACACUCUUGUGGCUCAAAUUGAAUUGGAAAUGAUAAAGGAGAGAAAAAGAGCUGAAGAGGAGAAGGUCCGAGCAGACACUCUUGUGGCUCAAAUUGAAUUGGAAAUGAUAAAGGAGAGAAAAAGAGCUGAAGAGGAGAAGGUCCGAGCAGACACUCUUGUGGCUCAAAUUGAAAAACUGUUAGUAGAGCUUCAAAAAGCCAAGGCGGCCCUAGAAGAGGAGAAAGAAAAAGUGUCUAAGCUGUCUGAAGGAAUACCAGCUCUUGAGGUUGCUUCUGUUCAAGCUUUCAAGGAGUCGAAGGAGUUCACAAACUUAAUGUUUGAGCAAUUUGCCAGAGGUUAUGAUGAUUGCAGAACAGUGAUAGAGGAACACAAUUUUCGGCUAGAUCUGAGCUGGAUGGACGUGGAAGAUGUCACAAAUGAGAGAAUUCUUUCUUGAGCGGGUGCAGGUUUAUGGCAUCAGGUGGGCAGUAUGGAAAUCCCUUCAUUUGUUAAAGCUUGAGAAAACAUUGUCUUAAGGCCUUACUGGAAAACUCCUUCGGCCAUCUUCAGCUGUUUUCAGGUCAUCUUACCUAUCCUUGACAGCAGAAUGUCCGUUCCUGAGGAGUUUAGAUAUUAACUUUGAAACCUUUGUAUGCUGACUUGCAUUGAAGAUACAGUUUUCUGCUGUGACAUAGUUGUUAUUCAAGAUGAAUGAAUUAGAUAAUGUAGGUGUUGAUCAUACUCUCUGGUGUUUCAAAUUAGUGAAGAGCAUUCUGUGAAUUAAUAUGUCAAUAUUACUUGUUGUGGAUCAUAGAGGCUUUGCCCUGCCUGUCAUGAUGAUGAAAUAAUAAAUGUAUCUCAGAUUUUCCAUGCAA
Rosa chinensis is the source of this 2320-nucleotide messenger RNA. Its product is annotated as inner centromere protein. The coding region runs from base 589 to 1902 and encodes 437 amino acids. The transcript is spliced from 8 exons. The record is from RefSeq and is a predicted model, not a curated record. Lineage: Eukaryota; Viridiplantae; Streptophyta; Magnoliopsida; Rosales; Rosaceae.